This is a messenger RNA of Chelonia mydas (Green sea turtle), 6373 nucleotides long. RefSeq names its product myotubularin related protein 3 (gene MTMR3). The transcript is spliced from 22 exons. Gene Ontology annotation, molecular function: phosphatidylinositol-3,5-bisphosphate 3-phosphatase activity; metal ion binding; phosphatidylinositol-3-phosphate phosphatase activity. Lineage: Eukaryota; Metazoa; Chordata; Testudines; Cheloniidae. The record is from RefSeq and is a predicted model, not a curated record. Bases 359 to 4000 code for a protein of 1213 amino acids. Gene Ontology annotation, biological process: regulation of autophagy; dephosphorylation.
GCUGUGCGGCCGCCAUGUUGUUGUGGUUGUGAGGAGGCGCUGGCCGCGCAGAGGAGCCAGGCGACCCGGACCCGUCGCUCCCGCCUCAGGCAGGCGGCCGUGCCCCGGGGCGCUCCGCGCCAUGCCCCGUCGCACGCCUGCAAGAGGGUGUUUACCAGUGAUAGCAGCAGCAGAGUUUAAACUGAAGCUGUAGUGACAGCUUUCAAGGUGAAGUGUCAGAAAAACAACAUCUGAAACUUGCUGGGACAAAGAACACUCAUUUGUUACCUAUCACUAUUUGCUUUUAUUAUUACGGAAAGAAGAUCCUCAAAGUGUUGCGAGCAAAGACGAGGAUUUCUCCUCCUAUCCUGGGCCUGUCAUGGAUGAAGAGACUCAGCACAGCCUUGAAUGCAUCCAGGCUAAUCAGAUCUUUCCCAGGAAGCAGCUGAUACGAGAGGAUGAGAAUCUUCAGGUCCCUUUCCUUGAACUUCAUGGUGAGAGCACAGAGUAUGUGGGACGAGCAGAGGAUGCCAUCAUUGCACUUUCUAAUUACAGACUGCACAUCAAAUUCAAGGAGUCUGUUGUGAACGUUCCAUUACAGCUUAUAGAAAGUGUUGAAUGCCGAGAUAUAUUUCAACUUCACUUGACUUGCAAAGACUGCAAAGUUAUCAGGUGUCAGUUCUCUACCUUUGAGCAAUGUCAAGAGUGGCUUAAGAGACUGAACAAUGCCAUUCGCCCUCCUUCGAAGAUAGAGGACCUUUUUUCAUUUGCAUACCAUGCUUGGUGUAUGGAGGUGUAUGCCAGCGAAAAAGAACAGCAUGGGGAUUUGUGCCGGCCAGGGGAGCAUGUAACUUCGAGGUUUAAAAAUGAAGUUGAACGGAUGGGUUUCGAUAUGAACAAUUCCUGGAGGAUAUCCAAUAUCAAUGAGAAAUACAAACUCUGUGGUAGCUACCCACAGGAGCUCAUAGUUCCCGCUUGGAUCACAGACAAGGAGCUGGAGAGUGUGGCAAGUUUUCGGUCCUGGAAACGUAUCCCGGCUGUGGUUUACAGGCACCAGUGUAAUGGGGCAGUAAUUUCCCGUUGUGGACAGCCCGAGGUCAGCUGGUGGGGCUGGAGAAAUGCGGAUGACGAACACCUUGUCCAGUCAGUGGCCAAAGCAUGUGCCUCAGACUCUAGGUCCAAAAGCAGCAAAUUAAUGAAUGGAAACUGUUCCAGAGACUUCUCCAAUGGAGGGGACCUCUCCGAUGUGGAAUUUGAUUCCUCAAUUUCUAAUGCUUCAGGAGCAGAAAGUUUGGCCAUCCAGCCUCAGAAGCUUUUAAUCUUGGAUGCACGUUCUUAUGCAGCUGCUGUGGCUAACAGGGCCAAAGGUGGAGGCUGUGAGUGCCCAGAGUAUUAUCCAAAUUGUGAAGUGGUGUUCAUGGGAAUGGCAAACAUCCAUUCUAUCCGGAAGAGCUUUCAGUCGCUGCGCUUGCUCUGCACACAGAUGCCAGACCCAGGAAAUUGGUUAUCAGCACUGGAAAGUACCAAAUGGCUGCAGCACUUGUCUGUGCUUCUGAAAUCUGCACUAUUGGUAGUGCACGCAGUAGACAGAGACCAGCGACCGGUCUUGGUGCACUGCUCGGAUGGCUGGGACCGAACCCCACAGAUAGUGGCACUGUCCAAACUGCUGCUAGAUCCGUAUUACAGGACCAUAGAGGGUUUCCAGGUGCUAGUGGAGAUGGAAUGGCUGGAUUUUGGCCACAAGUUUGCAGAUCGCUGUGGCCAUGGUGAGAAUUCGGAUGACCUAAAUGAGCGCUGCCCAGUAUUUUUGCAGUGGUUGGACUGCGUCCAUCAGCUCCAGAGGCAGUUCCCCUGCUCUUUCGAGUUUAACGAAGCAUUCCUUGUCAAAUUGGUGCAGCACACCUACUCUUGCCUUUUUGGUACAUUCCUGUGCAACAAUGCGAAGGAGCGAGGAGAAAAACAUACUCAAGAAAGGACGUGUUCUGUCUGGUCUCUGCUGCGGGCAGCAAACAAAGCCUUCAAAAACCUGCUUUACUCCUCCCAAUCAGAAACUGUGCUGUAUCCCGUGUGUCAUGUCCGUAAUUUAAUGCUCUGGAGUGCUGUUUACCUGCCAUGUUCUUCCCCCUCCACCCCUGCGGAUGACACCUGUGCCCCUUACCCAGUUCCAGGCUCCAGCCCUGAAGAUCAGUCUCUGGGCAGGCUACCAAAGACAAGAUCGUUUGACAAUCUGACAAUGGCCUGCGACAGCAACAUGCCUACAACUAACCGACGUAGUAGUGAUCCCAGCCUAAAUGAAAAGUGGCAAGAGCACCGUAGGUCCUUGGAGCUGAGCAGCCUUGGCAACCCAGGGGAUGAUCCAUUUGAUGAGGACAGCCUGAGCAAACAAGGCAGGGCUCUUGUUGGAGCAGAGCUUUCAGUUGCAGCGGGCGUGGCAGAGGGACAGAUGGAGAACAUUUUGCAGGAGGCCACCAAAGAGGAUGUUGGUCUGGAGGAGCUCUUGAGGGGUACCCUAGAGACAACAGGCAAAGAGGAUGUGGAUGAGGUUAUCCUGGGUAAGGAGAACAGAGCUGAAAAUUUUGAUGGGUAUAUUGAUGGCCUCUGUGAGAAGACUGAGGUGGAUACAGAUACGUUAAUAAACAAUCCAGUGUCCAAUCCACAUCCAGUUUCACAAGGUUCUUCUGAGCUUAAAGGACAACAGGAGGAGCCUAUGGAUUUCAGUAACGGUAUCCAGAAGUUACCUCAGAUGAAAGGACUACAGACUGUCCCCUUGGAGAGUACUGUAAGUAGUGACAUUCAGAAGAAUGUGGAGGAAGGUGUUAGUAGACUUCAUAUAGAAGCAGAGAGCCCUUAUAGUACUCCAGAGUCCAGCCCUCCAUUGCCCAUCACAAUCCAACAUGCGGCAAAAACAUCCAACAUGGAAAGUUCUACUGAAACUUUAACAGAGAUUGGAGCAAAGCAAGAGCUGAUUCAGAAAGGCCCUUGCCAUGGACCUUGUCUGAUGGACAACAAUGCUGAGGAACUUUUUCAAACGACUGAAAACAGACCUGAGGGGGAAAACAUGAUAGAGCUACACAGACUGGGAACAAAAGUAAACAGGACUUCUAACAGCAGCAACACACACAGCUCAAUGCCUUCCCCUUGUGCCUUGCCUUUAGCUGAAUGUAAAGAUGAGAUUGUGUGUAAUGGGGAGCUGGAGACUGAGAACAUGGUGACAGAGAAACCUGCAGCAUUUAGUAUUACCCAGAAAAACCCUGCAGCAAAUGGACACUGUAUGAAUGGAGAGGAUGAUAGGAUCAAAGCCUCUCUGAGGCGGCAGGUCUCUACAGCUAGUUGUAGCUCUGCCCAGUUUCACUUGAGGAACUUGCACCAUAAGUGGGUGCAUGGCCAUUCUGGGAGGCAACAGACAGUUAGCAGCCCAGACCAACCCACCAGGAGCCACUUGGAUGAUGAUGGGAUGCCAAUCUACACCGAUGUUAUCCAGCAGCGCCUGCGUCAGAUCGAAACUGGGCAUCAGCAGGAAGUGGAGAUAUUGAAGAAGCAAGUGCAGGAGUUGAGGAGCCGGUUGGAGAGCCAGUACCUGAAUAGCUCACUACGUUUCAGUGGUGAUUAUGGGGACGAAGUGACUUCAAUACCCGACUCGGAAAGCAAUCUGGAUCAGAACUGCUUGUCUCGCUGCAGCACAGAGAUUUUCUCUGAAGCCAGCUGGGAGCAGGUGGAUAAACAGGACACAGAGGUGACUCGAUGGCUUCCAGACCACCUAGCUGCACACUGCUAUGGCUGUGACAGUACAUUCUGGCUUGCCAGCAGGAAGCACCACUGCAGGGACAUUGAACGUGUUGAUCAAACCUGGAAUUGUGGGAAUGUGUUUUGCUCCAGUUGCUGUAACCAGAAGGUGCCAGUUCCCAGUCAACAGCUCUUUGAACCCAGCAGAGUCUGCAAAUCUUGCUACAGCAGCUUGCAUCCCAGUAGUUCCAGCCUUGACCUUGAACUGGAUAAACCCAUUGCUGCCUCUUCAAAUUGAAGCUCCAGCCUAGAAGGAAGGGUGAAAGAGGCCAUGCUGACUCUUCUCCUAAACAGACAUGCUUGGUGGGCAGAGGCUGGUGGGACUGGAGAAGCCGUGCACUUUGGAGUUUGGGCAUGGAUCACUGCUCAGAGGGACAGAACUCCAGGACAUACCACUGGAUUGUGGAAUUCUUCUUUUCCAGCUAUUCCCCCCUUUCCUUUUUAUCCUGUUAGUGGGGGGUGUGUGAGUGUGUGUGUGUGUGUGUGUAUAUAAUUUUUUUGUUUGUUUUUGUUUUUCUGGAAGACUGGGGAAGUGGGAAAGGGGCUGGGACCAGGUCUCCCUCAUGCUUCUAGCUGCGCCACUGUUGAACCGUGCUGCAGACAGACGUCUCAGUUUUAUGGAGGAAAGGAGAGGAGGGGAAUCAGUCCAGAGGCAGAGUGGGAAUACCUGUAGUGUUAGUGCUAGUGCUUUCAGUCACUCCUAUUACUUCCAAACAAGAAACUGCUGUUUGGGAACCUGUUGCUGCUAGAAAAAAUGGGACUCUCUUUCCCAAGCAAGCACUCUCCCUCUGUUCUUAGAGCGGGUUUAGUUAGCCUCACGGCAUGAAAGGGGAAUCAGUCGCCCACUACCAUACUCAGCGGCUCUGUAUUUACAUAUGUAAUCCACGUGUUUUCUUGCUGUUAGCCAAGCCGGCUGUGGCUUUGAGUGGAAACACCUGGGCACCUCUGGCAAAGGAAGGUGUGUGCUUGUUUGAGGGAAGUGAAAGGGAAGGGCAUCGAACGGCUUCCUGUUCAGGACUGGUUUUACACUGGUGUAACGUUCUGGAAAUGUAACUCAUCAUAAAGAAAGCCGUGUUGGGGAAAUGAGGAGACCUUUAAACUACUACCCUUGUCCCAUUUUUUUAGAAUCGUUGAUCCAGAAUGCAGAGCUGGUUCGUUGAUCGGGCACUCGCUGUGGUGCAUUCAAACAUAGACUGAAUGUCACACUGAUGAUCAAACUCACACUUUAAUGAGAGAUUUCAAAGCAACUGUGAUAUCUUGCUGAGUAAAAUUUCAUUGGCCUGAGGCUGCCAGUCAGUGAAAGUAAGUGCAUUGAUGCUUGUCAUGUCUGUGGCACAUUUCCUCCUUUUCAUUCUGUGAUCUGUAUGCUCUAGACAUGAUAAUCCUGAUCAAGCAUCUAAUCAAGAACCAAAACAAAUCAUGGAUUUCCCCCCCUAAUUUGAAAGCAAUUUUUUAAAUCACCUCAUUAAAUUGUGAGUCUCUUGGAUAUCUAUUUCUAAAUGAGAACAGUUGGUACCCACACGUACCCUUUUCCUUUUGAUACAGUAUGCAUAAUGCAGUUUGGAAAAGGAAGAAAAGUACUUUAUAAUGUAUAAUAUAUUGUCUAGGGUAAGCUGUGACAGCUUCUACUUCUGACAUGUUCAAGCAGAACAAAUUCCCUUGGAGUAUGUAAAAGUUUUUGAGUACAAAGGUGCAAGGAAUUAUAAUGGGUCUUGGGCUAGAGGGGUACUUGCCUUCAGUAGAACAUCAAAAUGACAACUCCUAGAGUGAAUUUCAUAAAGAGAGAAGCAUCUCUGAAUACCUGGUAGAACCUUAGGGGAAAGACUUGUCAAGAUAUUUUAUUCUUGAUGCCUGAACUUUCCACACUGCUUCAGUGUAAGCUGAAGAUUUACAAGAUGAAAAUGAAUGUUCCAAGAUACUGGUUUAGCAUAGAUAUGCUUAGCGGGCAGGAUGUCUGGUGACAAUGCUCUUUGGCUCCUCCCUGGUACAUGUUUUGAAACACUUGGAAAUCAUCAGCAGGGGAAGAGCAAAGAAAAAUCUAGGGUCUCCAAUUUGAGUUUUAUCAAAAAUGAAUUAUUCCUGUGAAAAUGCAGUAAAAAUCCUGACUAGAACUGCUACAGCGGUUACAGUUCCUGGUACAGCUGAGAAGGUUGCAACAGAAACCAGGGUAAUAUACAGCUCCUAUCUCGCUGGCUUUUCCUUUGAGGCUGGUGGUUAGAAGCUUGACCUGAGUGGACAUGGUGUAGUUCUACACAUUAACAUUGUGUCAUUUUGUGGUGCAGAGUCAGGAAUAAGUCAGACUCUGCAGUUCCUAAUGACAGGUGCCAAGAGGUUAUGAUACGGGUUUUUUGGGUAUGUGAUAUAUAGUGUGAAUAAAUGCUUGCAGCUCUUAGUCUUUUUUGAUCAAUGAAGCACUUUUUUAUUAAUAUUAUUUUUCUUUGUAUGUAAAGGGGGAACCAAGAUCUCUCCAUAGCUGUAUAUAUAACCCUUCUCUCCUAAGGAGGAGUAAAGUGCUCCUAUAUUUUUCAUUUUUGUCAAAGCAAGAAGUAAAUACUUUAGAAUUGUUAAAUAUAUAAAUAAAGGUGAAUAAAGUUUAGAGUUUUGCAUGGGA